Magallana angulata is the source of this 908-nucleotide messenger RNA. RefSeq lists its product as uncharacterized. Bases 276 to 908 code for a protein of 210 amino acids. NCBI's taxonomy places the organism in Eukaryota, Metazoa, Mollusca, Bivalvia, Ostreida, Ostreidae. The record is from RefSeq and is a predicted model, not a curated record. The transcript is spliced from 2 exons.
AGUAUCAGUCUUUGAGAAGCAGAUUGCUAAGCUACAAGAAGAAGUUACACGAUUAAAGCUACAGAAGCCAAACAAUGUCGAUUAGCGACAUAAUAGAUGAUACUGAAAAGACGUUGCUCUACACCUCCUUCCCGGUUGAUGUUUUCAAUGGCAUUGUCGGUAUGCUCAGUAGAAUGGCGCCGUUUAAUUAUUAUGCUGGUUGGGCCGUGACCUGCUUUGCUAUUGAGGAUUAGCUCCUGAUAACACUUACGAAACUGAGGCUGAAUUACCGUGACAUGGAUUUGGCAGUGAGGUUUGGGCCAAGACGGUGUUCUCAAAGAAGUCAGCUUAAAUGUAAGGGGUCUUUGCCGAAGUCUUUUGAGGAGUUUGCUUCUGCCCGCAUUGCUAUGGAUGCAACAGAGGUAAUCCAGGACAUUCCCUCGGACAUGAAUUGCCAGUCCCUAUCAUACAGCAGCUAUAAGAGUAGACGCACUGUGAAUGCUGUUACAUGCGUCGCUCCAAAUGGUGCUCUAGUGUUUUCCUCCGAGUUGUAUCCAGGCUCAACAUCUAACUCUGCUAUUGUUGACCACUGUGGUGUGUUGAACCAGCUUCAAGCAGGUGAUUUGAUAAAAGCAGGCAAAGGCUUUAAUAUCUUUGACAAGCUGCCAUCUGGUGUCUCCUUGAACAUUCCCCCAUUCUUAUCAAACAAGGCACAUUUUACGAAGGAAGAGGCAGAGCUGUGCUACAAAAUUGGAAAAGCAAGGAUCCAUGUAGAGAGUGCUAAUGAGAGGAUUAAAAACUAUGACAUACUAAAUCACAUUCCAGCUCAGUAUAGACACUUGUCAACAAAGAUUUUUCAGCUGUGUUGUUGUCUUAUUAACCUUCAGGCACCUUUACUUAAAGAAAUUGCAGAUAAAUAUGAGAUUUAA